Messenger RNA from Anopheles marshallii, 1191 nucleotides. RefSeq names its product alpha-tocopherol transfer protein-like. Lineage: Eukaryota; Metazoa; Arthropoda; Insecta; Diptera; Culicidae. Bases 1 to 1191 code for a protein of 396 amino acids. The transcript is spliced from 6 exons. Gene Ontology annotation, molecular function: phosphatidylinositol bisphosphate binding. Gene Ontology annotation, cellular component: membrane. The record is from RefSeq and is a predicted model, not a curated record.
AUGUCCAGCAACGACAGCACACCGCUGAACAGCCCGCGGAAAAUCUUCGGAAAAACCGCCACGCUCGACAAUAAUGCAAUGCUCGAGUACGAGAUGAACAAAAAUCUAGAUGUCAAGUAUCGGGAGAAGGCGGAUAAGGAACUGGGCGAAACGGGUGGUGAGCUGACGUACACGAAAAUCCGUCAGCUCCGGCAGCAGCUCAACAUCUACAACGAGAACCAUCAGCGGGCACUGGGAUGCAGGCGGGAUGAUUCGUUUCUGUUGCGAUUUUUACGCGCCAAAAAGUUUGACGUCGAGAAGGCAUUCAAAAUGAUGCAAAAGUACUACAAGAUGAAGGAAGAGUACCCGGAGAUAUUCAAAGUGUCCCCACCGUCCGAGAUGAAGUUUAUGCUGGAGAUGCAAAUUCAAACCAUGCUUCCGAAGAAGGACGAACAUGGACGGCAAAUCUACUUGUUUCGAGUUGAAAAAUGUGAUCCGUACAAAAUUCCGGUGGAUUACGUGUUCCGCAGCAAUGUGCUAGCGCUCGAGGAUGCCGUCCGAAGUCCGGAAACACAGAUUGGAGGCUUAGUGGUACUGCUCGAUAUGGCUGGACUUGGGUUUGCUCAUGCACGGUAUCUUUCACCUCAUCUAGCGAAGAAAACGGUCGAGGUGGUCCAGGAAGCGUUUCCACUCCGGUUUAAAGCGUUCCACGUGCUUCACGAACCGUUCUACUUCGACGCCAUUCUCGCCGUGCUGAAACCAUUCCUCAAGGAUAAAAUCCGGCGAAGGAUACACCUGCACGGUAAUAGCUUGAGCUCGCUGCACAAGUACGUUUCGAAGGAUCUUCUACCGGCGGAAUACGGUGGCAAUCUUGGUCCGUUCGAUAACACCGAAUGGCGCCAGACGAUACUGGACAACGAGCAGUACUUUAUCGAUCUGGAAACGUACAACCAUCUGUCGGAGAGUUGCUACCAACUGGGUGCCUCCAAUGGAGGCGAUGGUGAUGCGGAAAGUAUCGACAGUCUACAGUUCGGCGACACCGAAACCGAGGACAGCGAAUUCGAUGAGGACGAUCGAAGGGUGUUGAGCCCAAAGCGUAAUGCACGCUCGAUACAGAAUAUUGAGGAGAUCUUCCUGAAAAAUGGGUACGACGGUAUGGCACCGAGCGUGACCGGUGCGGAUCUGGAGAAGGAGGUGGAGGAGUUAAAGUAG